AUGCCGAAUCGACAUGGAGGCGCCAGGAAUUUGUCCGCGGGCACUCCCGCUGAACCUACAAAUACAGCAGAAACCGAAUCCUUGACAACGGAAGGCAAAAAUGUGGCGAACGCUCAACUCGGCCCUCCGCCUGAGAAGCCGGAAGCAAUUCGCACCAGGUCGCUUGUGAUAUGGGCAUUUUGGGCAGUGAUAGUGUUAUUGGGGGUUCCAAUGUGGUCAAAGACAACGUCUAUUUACAGAGCUCGACUUCCACUUGAUGAUAUGAUAGACUGGGCUGCUGGCAAGUCAUGCCGACCAGUGUUUCCACUUCAAAUAAAAGUCCAAGCUCCUUUAGUUCAGACCCAAGACGCGAGGAAUCUUGUUCAAUCGACACAGCACGCGCUGGACGAUCUUAACGACUUCCCUGCUCACCACCUUCGACUCCAGCUAGUGGAGAAGCCACAAGGUCUUGAUGAAGACACCGCAAACAUCGUGGGUCUUGAUACAGAUUUCAAUACCUCGAAUACUGCCGCCCUUGUUGUACGACUCCUCCCAAGUGAUAACAUUACAGCGCCGAUUUCAAGUUUGCAUCAGUAUGUCGAACGACUGGAUAUUUCGUAUCCAUCCAGCCAAAUACAACAACAAUCAGCAUCACAGUCGCCUCUAGCUUCAUUUAUUGCUAGGGAGUUACAGAAUCUAUUCAGUGAGGAGAAGGCCACACUGCAAUACAUUCUCUCCAAAAGUAACAUGUUAGGUCCCGUCCUCCAACCCUCGAUCACUAGCAGAUCAACGGCAGGGCUGCAGUCUUCACAUGGUAGCAUAAAGGAUCAACGGAAUACAGCUAUGGGGUCUGUUGCUCCAGAGCUGCUGGACUCUAUUGCUCGCCGGAUCAGCCGCUCCUUCAAGUACGCGGAUACGUAUCACCUAAGCUUUUCUCUCUUUACUCCUGGUGCAGAACCCUCGUCGUGGGAUAUCGAGCCAGCUCUGCAGGAAUACUUGAUGCCUCUUCUUACUACCCUUUCUCCGAUAAGCAAUUUCACGAUCACCACUCAGGUCCAACUCUAUGCCGCUUUCUCUCCGACUUUCACGCCUCUUGAAUACGACCAGGCUCGAGAAGCAUGGACUCUUAAGAAGGAAGAUCUUAGUGCUUUUAUUAAUGCUGCAGAAUGGCCGUUAAACCCUAGCAUUGGUCGUGGGCCCACAAUCAAUUUCAUUCUCUACGUUCCGGCGCCCACCCAAUCACCCCUCGUCAUCAAAGAAAGCCUCGCAACAAGCUGGCUAAUUCCUCAAUGGGGGGGAGUUGCUAUUCUCAACCCACCCGUGUCCCUCGCGAAUGAGUCUCCUAAAAAUCCAUCCCACCUUACCAAAGAAUCCCUUCAUCGUGCGCUAUCCACAUUCUCUCACCAACUUUUCUCCCUCCUAGGAGUGCCGACUUCCCCAUCUUCUCUACCAUUACGCCUUCAACACUUGAUUCGAAUGAACACAGCGUCCUUACUAAUCUCUGCCUCUUCUACCAUGGGAUCUCUAGCCCGACUCACUCGCUCUCUUCCAUCAAUUCCUAUCCCAGCAAAUGUUGCUACGUCCGUAUCAAGAACGCUCUCCCAUCUAUCCUCUGCAUGUGACCUCUUACGAGAUGGGAAUUUCAUGCAGGCCCUCGCUUCUGCUCGCAUUGCCGAGAAUGAAGCAGAGAGGAGCUUCUUUGAAAAAAGUAUGGUUGGACAGGUAUAUUUUCCAGAUGAGCAUAAGGUUGCGGUCUACCUGCCUCUCCUGGGACCCAUUGGAGUCCCGUUGGUGCUGGGAUUAAUCAAGGAAGUCAAGAGGCUUGUGUCCUGGUGGAAAACGAGGAAAAUAUGA
Ophidiomyces ophidiicola is the source of this 1833-nucleotide messenger RNA. RefSeq names its product GPI transamidase component (gene GPI17). Gene Ontology annotation, biological process: attachment of GPI anchor to protein. The record is from RefSeq and is a predicted model, not a curated record. Gene Ontology annotation, cellular component: GPI-anchor transamidase complex. Bases 1 to 1833 code for a protein of 610 amino acids. NCBI's taxonomy places the organism in Eukaryota, Fungi, Ascomycota, Eurotiomycetes, Onygenales, Onygenaceae. The transcript has 2 exons.